AUGGAAACGCCAGAAGUCCCCCAAGAUGCGCUCCAGCUCAGCGCUCUCGCCGCGCAAAAUGCCACUGUUUCGAGAACACUAUACGCACACGCCCACGUCCCCGAGCAAUCAACCACCAAGCGCCAGAAGCUAGACGACGCGUCCGAAGAUCCCAUCAUGAAGAGACGCUUCCGCAACGAAUACGCAGAUGUCGAGACUCUACCGCCUUCGAUUACCGCGAAACUUCCGACUAAACAGCCCGGAAAGAGACUUGUGAAGGCCGGUGGCCCUGCUCGACCACCUAUGAAGCUCCUUGAGGGUGCGCCUGGCUCAGGCAAGGCUGCUGGAUCAGCGGCUAGAAGCGAGAGCACACCGCAGAAUAUGAGUCUUACGAUGAGAGGAGCGCAGGCUAUGCAGCAGCCGAAGCCCGAAUGGCACGCGCCGUGGAAGUUGAUGAGAGUUAUCUCGGGACAUCUGGGCUGGGUGCGCAGUCUGGCUGUCGAGCCUGGCAACAAGUGGUUUGCCAGUGGCGCUGGUGAUCGAACUAUCAAGAUUUGGGAUUUGGCGACUGGCUCGUUGCGAUUGACACUUACUGGACAUAUCAGCACUGUUCGUGGCCUGGCCGUGUCACCUCGUCAUCCAUACCUCUUCUCCUGCGGUGAAGACAAGAUGGUCAAGUGCUGGGAUCUCGAAACAAACAAGGUCAUUCGCCACUACCACGGACAUCUGAGUGGUGUAUACACUCUGGCUCUGCAUCCCACGCUCGAUGUUCUCGUCACCGGUGGUCGAGAUGGUGUGGCUCGUGUAUGGGAUAUGCGAACAAGGAGCAAUAUCCACGUUCUCUCAGGCCACACUCAAACCGUCUCCGACCUCGUUUGCCAAGAAGCCGACCCUCAAGUCAUCACCGGAUCUCUGGACUCUACAGUACGACUCUGGGAUUUGGCGGCCGGCAAGACAAUGGGCGUGCUCACCCACCACAAGAAGGGUGUCCGAGCCCUUGCAACGCAUCCUUCAGAGUUUACAUUUGCCAGUGGUAGCACAGGGAGCGUCAAGCAAUGGAAGUGCCCUGAGGGUGCUUUUAUGCAGAAUUUUGAGGGCCACAACGCUAUCAUCAACACCAUGAGCGUCAACGAACAGAACGUUCUCUUCACAGGAGGUGACAAUGGAUCCAUGAGCUUCUGGGAUUGGAAGUCUGGACAUCGAUUCCAGUCUCUUGAUACUACCGCUCAACCCGGUUCUUUGGACGCCGAAGCAGGCAUUAUGAGUUCAACUUUUGAUCGCUCUGGUCUGCGUCUGAUUUGCGGUGAAGCUGAUAAAACAAUCAAAAUCUGGAAGCAGGACGAGACAGCAACAGAGGAGUCGCAUCCUUUAGAAUGGAAGCCAACUCUGGGCAGAAGGAAAUUUUAA
Fusarium sp. VM40 is the source of this 1386-nucleotide messenger RNA. NCBI's taxonomy places the organism in Eukaryota, Fungi, Ascomycota, Sordariomycetes, Hypocreales, Nectriaceae. The record is from the annotation of a GenBank genome assembly.